UAAAUGUAAGUGUAAAUUAUAAUAGACAGCCUAAUUAAUUGAGCUAGUUCACCUAUAAAUAGCCAUGAAACCCUCUUUCAAAAAGCACACACAACAAAACUACUCAAACUUUGCUACUUGUCAUAUCUUACAAAAGGAGAAGAAAAGAUAUGAAGUACUUGAGCAGCCUUAUCAUCACACUAUCUUUGGCUAAUAUAUUAUGCCUUGGAAUGGUUUAUGCAGAUGAAAGACCCGAUCACAAAUGUGGUCCUCCAUUCGGCAAUCCACCAUGUCAUGAAGGAAGGUGUUGCAGCAUCCAUAACUUUUGUGGUAGCGGAUCCGAUUAUUGUAGGGGCGGAAACUGCCGAUACCAGUGCUGGUUUGCAGCAACACCAACUGUGCGUGAAAAUUCUGUAACCAAAAUAGUCACUAAAUCACUUUACAACGAAAUGUUUAAGCAUAGAAGUGAUUGUCAAAGCCAGGGCUUUUAUAGCUACGAGGCUUUUGUCGCUGCUACUCAAUCCUUUCCUAGCUUUGCUACUACUGGAGAUGUGUCAACUCGUAAGAGGGAGAUCGCUGCUUUCUUUGCUUUAACUUCUCAAGCAACUACAGGUGAAAGUGAGUGGUCUGAUGAUGAGUCACAUACAUGGGGCUAUUGUCAUAUCAACGGGACUACUACCAAUGAUUAUUGUACUUCUUCUCAUUGGCCCUGCGCUCCUGCCCAAAAAUACAAUCCUCGAGGACCUGUACAACUCACUCACAACUACAAUUACGGGCUUGCUGGAGAAAGCCUUGGGCUAGAUUUGAUCAACCACCCUGAUUUGGUGGCAACAGACCCAAUUAUAUCGUUCAAAACAGCCAUAUGGUUCUGGAUGACUCAGCAUGACAACAAGCCUUCUUGUCAUGAUAUACUUAUCAAUGCUAAUUCCCAAGUGAAAGUGAAUAUCCCAAGCUAUGGAGUGAUUGGAAACAUAAUCAAUGUAGAUAAUACAGCUACUAAUGCCAUCGGCUACUACAAGAGGUACUGUGACAUGUUAGGAGUGAGCCAUGGACAUAACUUGAAAUAUUGGCUCGACCAAUCGGUUGAUGCUCACAUCCAAAUGCCUAUCUGAUCGAUCAUGAAUAAAAUAUGAGAUUACCAAAAGAAAAGAAAUGAUGAUGGCUCUAUGUUUGGAAUUACGAAUGGAAAAGAAACUAUAUAUAUAUAUAUAUGCUUUGCUACUAGAACCACUUCCUUUUAUGUUAUGUAAUGUAAAUAUGUAAUAAAGAGGUUCAACUUAGGUUGAUCUUCUCUUCUUGAUGAAUAAAUUAAUGAGCCACACACAUGUUUUUGUUUUUA
Cannabis sativa is the source of this 1318-nucleotide messenger RNA. Its product is annotated as mulatexin-like. Gene Ontology annotation, biological process: defense response to fungus; carbohydrate metabolic process; cell wall macromolecule catabolic process. Gene Ontology annotation, molecular function: chitin binding; chitinase activity. The transcript is spliced from 3 exons. The record is from RefSeq and is a predicted model, not a curated record. Lineage: Eukaryota; Viridiplantae; Streptophyta; Magnoliopsida; Rosales; Cannabaceae. Bases 150 to 1091 code for a protein of 313 amino acids.